Spodoptera litura is the source of this 1229-nucleotide messenger RNA. Its product is annotated as NADH dehydrogenase [ubiquinone] 1 alpha subcomplex assembly factor 4. Gene Ontology annotation, biological process: mitochondrial respiratory chain complex I assembly. NCBI's taxonomy places the organism in Eukaryota, Metazoa, Arthropoda, Insecta, Lepidoptera, Noctuidae. Gene Ontology annotation, cellular component: mitochondrion. The record is from RefSeq and is a predicted model, not a curated record.
GUCAAAUUAACAGCAAUGUCACAAUUGUCAAAUCAAAAGUAUAACCUCAUCUUUAUGAUGCAAUUUAGAAUACUCAAUAAUAAAACGAUGUUUACGAAGUGAAUUGACGUGAUUUAGUUUAUAUUAAUUGUGCUAUUGCCACCUGAGAUGGGUGCCUUAGUGACUAAAGCUUUGAGACCUAUUAAAACCUUUAACAUCGAAAAUCGCGCUCAUCGUGAGAUUGCUAAAGCAAAACCAACUCCGGCUCCAAGAUAUCCUGAAAAUAUAGCAGAUUUGCAACGUACUUUGGAAGCGGAUCCUAAUAUAGAUGAAAAACUUGAUAGAAAAGAUGAAGAGCUCGAUAAAAGAUUAAAAGAUGUUUAUGUAACCUCAUUUGGAAGGCCCGAGGAUGAUGUUACGCGUGAAAAGCAGACUAAGCAUAAGAGUUUGCGACCUUUGCCACAGGAUCGCAAAAUGCCUGAACAAUACGACUUUGGUUUCAAGGAGCCAGAGAGAAUACCGUAUGGGCGAACUACUCUGAGAGCUGCCAUAAACUUUAUAGCAUCUCAUCAAGCGAAUCCCGAGGAAGUGACGGCCGCUAAGAUAGCUCUAGAGUAUAAACUAAAGGAGGAGGAUGUUCACAGUAUACUUAAGUAUUUCAAGACUUAUGAGGUUUACAUACCAGAGACAAAGACAUCACCAGCCAUGUUUGCUGGACCGGCCCAAAUGAGGAAACAGUUGUACAAACUCGAUACUAAGGAAUUAGAAGAUAAUAAAUCAAAGGAAGAUGCCUCCACUACUCAAGAAAAUGUGAAAGCUAAGGAUGCAGUCUAGUUAUCAUUUAGUGACAUUAAAGUAAAUAAAUUGAUCAAAAUAAUUACCUCAACAUGUUAUUGCUAAUUAUUAUUAUGAAAUGGAGUUUUUAAGAACAAAUUGGAUUUUAUUAUGUGUAUUGGGAUAAACUUUGUAGGUAUAUUAUGUAGAGAACUAAGGUUCUGCCUAGAUUUUUAACUUAAUUGUUGACUAGGUUCUACUUAAAUCUACAUAACGGUUAUUCUAUGUGAGAAAAUAAUGAAAUUCCUAUAAAAUAAUUCGUUUUUUUUCUGUUAUGUAUUAACUGGAUCAUGUUAGGUAAUUAUUGAAUAGAUUAUCAUAAAAUAGAUAUUUAUAUUAAUAUAACGGAUGUUGAUAGCAAUAUCUAGGUCAAUGUGAUUUAGUAGUUAGAAGAAAUAAAUGGUUUUGUUUUCAUC